Molecule: messenger RNA, 4850 nt
Organism: Gopherus evgoodei (Goodes thornscrub tortoise)
Lineage: Eukaryota; Metazoa; Chordata; Testudines; Testudinidae
Gene: CADPS2
Product: calcium dependent secretion activator 2
Exons: 33
Coding region: 131-4120 (1329 amino acids)
Biological process (GO): dense core granule exocytosis; synaptic vesicle exocytosis; positive regulation of exocytosis
Cellular component (GO): glutamatergic synapse
Source: RefSeq, a predicted model, not a curated record
CUCGACCCCCUUCGCAGGCCCCGCCCCCUCCCUGGCGGCUGCCGCGGGUAGGAACUAGUCGGUGUGUAGAACUCGACGUGUCCGGAAAGGUGCGCGCCGCUUUCCCUUUCGCUCCGCGCCCGCCGGCACCAUGCUGGACCCGUCCUCCAGCGAAGAGGAGUCCGACGAGGUGCUGGAAGAGGAGAAGGGGGAGGUGCUGCUGGUGGCGCCCGGGGGCUGCAGCGGCAGCUCGCCGCGAGUCCUGCCGACUGCUAACCGGGAGCCCCGCGCGAGGGAGCCGGGGCGCCAGGGCAGCGGCCCCGCCAGACCGGCGAGUCCCAGCCCCUCGGUGCUGAGCGAGGGCCGGGAGGAGCAGGAGAGGCUGCAGAAAGAGGAGAGGGAGAAGCGGCUCCGGCUGCAGCUGUAUGUGUUCAUAGUGAGGUGCAUCGCGUACCCGUUCAACGCCAAGCAGCCCACCGACAUGGCCCGCAGGCAGCAGAAGCUCAACAGACAGCAAUUACAGAUACUUAAGGAGCAUUUCCAGGCCUUCCUGAAUGGAGAGACACAAAUUGUAGCAGAUGAAGCAUUUUGCAAUGCAGUGCGAAGUUAUUAUGAGGUUUUUCUCAAGAGUGACCGAGUUGCCAGAAUGGUUCACAGUGGAGGAUGCUCUGCAAAUGACUUUAGAGAUGUUUUUAAGAAAAACAUAGAAAAAAGGGUCCGAAGUUUGCCGGAGAUUGAUGGAUUAAGCAAAGAGACAGUGUUAAGCUCUUGGAUAGCCAAAUAUGAUGCCAUAUGCAGGGGAGAAGAGGACUUGUGCAAACAGCCCAAUAGGAUGGCAUUAAGUGCUGUAUCGGAACUUAUUCUGAGCAAAGAACAGCUGUAUGAAAUGUUUCAACAGAUUCUAGGGAUCAAAAAAUUGGAACACCAGUUGAUUUAUAAUGCCUGCCAACUGGAUAAUGCAGAUGAACAAGCAGCUCAGAUCCGACGUGAACUAGAUGGACGUCUACAAAUGGCAGAACAAAUGACAAAGGAAAGAAAAUUUCCAAAGUUUGUAGCGAAAGAAAUGGAGAACAUGUUUAUAGAAGAGUUGCGGUCUUCAGUGAAUUUGCUAAUGGCAAAUUUGGAAAGUCUUCCAGUGUCUAAAGGUGGCCCAGAAUUUAAAUUGCAGAAGUUAAAGCGAUCCCAGAAUUCUGCUUUCUUGGACAUAGGAGAUGAAAAUGAAAUUCAGCUGUCAAAGUCAGAUGUGGUGCUAUCAUUCACAUUAGAGAUUGUUAUAAUGGAAGUGCAAGGUUUAAAGUCAGUAGCUCCCAAUCGGAUUGUUUACUGCACAAUGGAAGUGGAAGGAGGAGAGAAACUUCAGACAGAUCAGGCAGAAGCGUCAAGGCCACAAUGGGGAACUCAAGGGGACUUCACCACUACUCACCCUCGGCCUGUUGUCAAAGUAAAACUCUUUACAGAAAGCACUGGGGUCCUAGCCCUUGAAGAUAAAGAAUUAGGAAGGGUAAUAUUAUAUCCAACCUCCAAUAGCUCAAAGUCACCCGAGUUGCAUAAAAUGAUAGUCCCCAAAAACAGCCAGGACUCUGACUUGAAGAUUAAACUGGCAGUGAGGAUGGAUAAGCCACCCCAUAUGAAGCAUUGUGGGUAUUUAUAUGCUCUUGGACAGAAGGUUUGGAAAAGAUGGAAAAAACGCUACUUUGUUCUUGUUCAGGUAAGCCAGUACACAUUUGCAAUGUGCAGUUACAGAGAAAAGAAAUCUGAGCCUCAGGAAUUAAUGCAGCUUGAAGGAUACACUGUGGAUUAUACAGCUCCUCACACAGGUCUUCAGGGUGGGCGAAUGUUUUUCAAUGCUGUUAAAGAAGGAGAUACGGUAAUAUUUGCGAGUGAUGAUGACCAGGAUAGAAUACUGUGGGUUCAAGCAAUGUACAGAGCAACAGGCCAGUCAUAUAAACCCAUUCCUGCAAGUCAAGCACAGAAGAUGAAUCCAAAAGGAGGAAAUGUCCACAUGGAAUUAUCACAGCUUUCUGGCAAAGAUGCAGAUCGUGCUCAGAAACAUGGGAUGGAUGAGUUUAUUUCUGCUAAUCCCUGCAAGUUUGACCAUGCUUCCCUCUUUAGAGUACUUCAGAGGCAGACCUUGGAUCAUAGAUUGAAUGAUUCCUAUUCUUGUUUGGGUUGGUUUAGUCCAGGCCAAGUCUUCGUAUUAGAUGAAUACUGUGCUCGUUAUGGUGUGAGAGGCUGUCACCGCCAUCUCUGCUACCUUAAUGAAUUGAUGGACCAUUCAGAAAAUGGUGCUGUCAUUGAUCCAACCUUGCUCCAUUACAGCUUUGCAUUCUGUGCUUCUCAUGUUCAUGGCAAUAGGCCUGACGGAAUUGGAACAGUCUCAGUUGACGAGAAAGAAAGGUUUGAGGAGACUAAAAACCGACUUUCUUCCCUUUUAGAAAACCAGAUAAGCCACUUCAGAUACUGUUUCCCUUUUGGACGUCCUGAAGGAGCUUUAAAAGCCACACUUUCAUUACUUGAAAGGGUUUUAAUGAAAGAUAUUGCCACUCCCAUACCAGCAGAAGAGGUGAAGAAAGUGGUUAGAAAAUGUCUGGAGAAAGCUGCCUUGAUCAAUUACAUGCGACUUACAGAAUAUGCCAAAAUAGAAGCAACAGCAGAGAAGGAUCCAGAGACCUUGAAUCAAGCAACUCCUGCUAGAAAGCUGGAAGAGGUUCUUCACCUUGCAGAGCUCUGCAUCGAAGUAUUGCAGCAGAAUGAAGAGCAUCACGCAGAGACACAAGAGGCUUUUGCUUGGUGGCCAGAUUUAUUAGCUGAACACGCAGAGAAAUUUUGGUCUCUCUUUUCUGUUGAUAUGGAUUCAGCACUGGAGGCACAACCUCAAGAUUCCUGGGAAACUUUCCCGCUUUUCCAACUGCUAAAUAACUUCCUAAGAAAUGACAUACUUUUGUGCGAUGGAAAGUUUCACAAGCACUUGCAAGAGAUUUUUGUUCCCUUGGUCGUCCGCUAUGUUGAUCUCAUGGAGUCAUCUAUUGCCCAGUCCAUUCAUAGAGGUCUUGAACAAGAGUCCUGGCAGCCUGUCAAGAGCAUCUCCAACAGUCUUCCCAAUGUAGCUCUUCCGAAAGUUCCAAGUUUGCCUCUUAAUCUUCCACAGAUACCUAGCUUUUCUGCACCAACCUGGAUGGCUUCUUUAUAUGAUUCCACCAAUGGUUCAGCUACAUCAGAAGAUCUUUUCUGGAAACUUGAUGCACUGCAGAUGUUUGUUUUCGAUCUGCACUGGCCAGAACCAGAAUUUGCCCAUCAUUUAGAGCAGAGACUUAAACUUAUGGCCAGUGAUAUGAUAGAGGCCUGCGUCAAAAGAACAAGAAUUGCAUUUGAACUCAAGCUGCAAAAGACAAACAAAUCAAUGGACUUGCGCAUUCCUGCGUCUGUGUGUACAAUGUUUAACGUUUUAGUCGAUGCCAAAAAGCAAACUGCUAAACUCUGCAUUCUGGAUGGUGGGCAAGAGUUUGCUGGUCAGUGGCAACAAUACCAUUCAAAAAUAGAUGACUUGAUUGAAGAAACUGUUAAAGAAAUUAUUUCACUUCUUGUUUCAAAGUUUGUUUCAGUGUUAGAAGGUGUGCUGUCUAAACUAUCAAGGUAUGAUGAAGGCACAUUCUUCUCGUCAGUACUUUCAUUCACUGUGAAAGCAGCUGCAAAAUAUGUUGAUGUUCCUAAACCAGGAAUGGAUCUAGCAGACACCUACAUUAUGUUUGUUCGGCAAAACCAGGAUAUACUUCGAGAAAAGGUCAAUGAGGAAAUGUAUAUAGAAAAGUUGUUUGAUAAAGGGAUGGAUGAUAUAAGUUCAUUGAUGUACUUGAGGCUGUUUGAGCAAUGGUACAGCAGCUCCAUGAAAGUCAUAUGUAUGUGGCUGGCUGAUAGAUUAGACCUUCAACUUCACAUCUACCAGCUGAAGACUCUCAUCAAGAUAGUGAAGAAAACCUACCGAGAUUUCAGAUUGCAGGGUGUGCUGGAAGGAACACUGAACAGUAAAACCUAUGAUACUGUUCACAGCCGUCUUACAGUAGAGGAGGCCACAGUCUCAGUCACUGAUGGAGGAGGACUUCAGGGUAUCACCAUGAAAGACAGCGAUGAAGAAGAAGGAUGAUAGUGAGAUAUUUCAUCUAGAAGGUCAACACUAGGUGUUUGUUUUGUAACUUGUCCUUGUAUUUGCAUUUAUAGUUUCGCUUUACAACACUUGAGCACCAAAAAUGUAAUUCAUUCCACUUUUUUAAAUCUGAAAGCAGAAUUAUUGGGAGCAAAAGUGCCAAGAAUUUUUUGAGGACAAUGAUUUUAGCAUAUUUCAAUGUAUAGCUUUGCUUCGAACUGUGAGAAUGUUGGCAUGAAGUUUGAGUUGCACUUGUGAUUAUGUUUCUUUACCUUUUGUUAAUUACCAUUUGUUCCUGUAACUCCUCCAUCAAAUAGUGAUGUCCUGUGCAGAAAACAAGGUGUGUGCCUCACAUAAUACAUAAUUAUACAGGAAAUCAUUCUUGGAAUAAUUCAGUGCCCUUGUUAAAAAACAGUGUGUUUUCAGGAUUACACUUUACAUAUUUUUUUCUUGUUUUGUACUUAAUUUUUCAUUAUUGUGUGAUGUGCAUUAAAAACUUAAAUCUUGGUUCAUGGUGCUUUGAAUUUGGUGUGUAAAUAAGACUCCAGGGACUACAAAAUGCACAUAGACUACUUAUGAGUGUUGUGUCUUGUUUCCCUACAUUCAUCUUGCAAGUUUAAGGAUAUCUCAUCAUGCUGGAUGUCAGUAAGCUUGCCAUCAGUGUUUCUAUUUCUAUGUGAAAUUUUGCAGGCAAUAAGAACACAUUUUGUCAUGACUGCGUCUGUAUCUA